Molecule: messenger RNA, 897 nt
Organism: Recurvomyces mirabilis
Lineage: Eukaryota; Fungi; Ascomycota; Dothideomycetes; Mycosphaerellales; Teratosphaeriaceae
Exons: 2
Coding region: 1-897 (298 amino acids)
Biological process (GO): protein deubiquitination
Molecular function (GO): deubiquitinase activity
Source: RefSeq, a predicted model, not a curated record
AUGUCGACCAACCCACCCCGCUCCAAACGCUCCCGGACCUCUUCCUCGAUAUCCCAACGAGCAUCACGAACGAUAGGCAAAACCGAAAUAACAAUAAACGUCUACGACCUCCUACCCCCCUCCCGCCUAUCGAGUCUGCUCUGGACCCUCGGCUCCGGCCUCCUGCACACGGGCGUCGUAAUCCACGAUCGCGAAUACGCCUACGGCGGGCACAACCGGCGCAACACAACCGGCGUCUACCACACCCCCCCCGGCCACGAACCCCCCGGCGGAACCUUCCGAUGCUCGAUCCUGCAAGGCAUCAGCUUCCUUCCCAUCCACGAGAUCGACAGCAUAAUCCACCGAGUCUCGGAAGAAUUCCUCGGGGAAAAGUACAAUUUAUUAACGAAUAACUGCAACCACUUCACCUCAACCCUCUGCUCGCGGCUUACGGGUAAACCGGCGCCGGGAUGGGUGAAUAGAGCAGCGGGGAUCGGGUUGGCGAUUCCGUGUAUGGUGCCUAAAGAAUGGAUACAGCCGCCAGACCACGAGACGGCCGAAGGCGAAUUGAUAGAUGGAGAUGAAGAGGACGAGGACGAGGACGAGGACGAGCAGGCGGCGAUGUUGGAUAGUGAUCGGAGACGGACGAGGCGGGCGGAGGAGGAGCAGCGGCAGAGACGCAGUGCGGCGGGUGGUAGUGGUAGGCGUGCAGCGGGUGGUAGUAGGAGUGCGGCGAGCAGUAGGAAUACACUCGAUUCUUAUGAUACGGGCACGAAGGGCAGUAGUUUGAGUUUAGUGGGUGGGAGGAGAAUAAGUUGGGUUGAAGGGACGCCGCCGCCGCGAUUGGUUAGUGUGGGGGAUACGAGUGGGCGGGAGAUGCCUGUGGCUGAGAGGGCGCCUGUGCCUGUUAGACGAUAG